AUGCUUCAAUCACACAUUGGAUUUAACCCUUGAAGAUUCGAAAAGACAAGUAGUCUCCAUUAAACAGCUUUUGCGAAAGGUAAGUAUUUUAAAAAAUGUCAUUAAACUAUGCAUCCUUUUCCUUUCUACUGCAAUAAUCAAACCAUUCUUUCCAGUGUUAAAAAAUUGUAGGGCAUAUUAACAAAUCGGAUCCGGCUAAAAAAGCGUUAGAUAAUGCUCAAAAAGACGAAGGACGUACACAAAUUUUAAAUCUUCUUCAACUUGUGGAAACGAGAUGGAAUUCGGAAUUUAAAAUGAUAGAAAGAUUGGUUCUUUUAAAAAGUCCAUUGUCUACGGUUUUAAAAUUGAAUAAUUUCAAAUUUAAACAUUGUUUAAAUGAGGCAGAAUGGAAUGUCCUAGAAAUUUUAGUCCAAAUUCUAGGACCAUUUAAUGCAGCUAGCGACUGCAUGAGUGGAUCUUCGUAUCCGACUUUGUCUAUGAGCAUACCUAUUGUAUAUGAAUUAAAUCACUCUCUUAUAACAGUAGAAGCUACAAUAGGAGACGAUUUGCCACUCAAUCUUCGUUUAUACGUGCAAAAAAUAAAACAAUCGUUAGAAAAGCGAUUUGGCAUUUUAAUGAAAGAUAAUGUGUACCAAACAGCCAUGGUACUUGAUCCACGAUUCAAAUGUUUACUACUCAAUCCGACGGAAGCCGAGAAAAUAAUUAAUAUAAUUUCUGAUGAAAUUUUAACUCUCCGUCAAAAUCAACCAGAAGAUUUACAAGAUGCUGAUGCUCCGACUCUUUUGACAAAAAGAUGGAAAUUUUUAAAGGCAAAAAGAGCAAAUCAAGAGGCUGAGAAACAUUUAUAUUUUCCACAUCUAGUUAGACAACAAGUUGAAAUGUACGUGAAUGAAAAGACCCUUCCUGUUAAUAAUUGCCCAUAUGAGUGGUAGAGACAAAAUUCCCAAAAUUAUCCGUUGGUUUCAAAAAUAGCGGCAAAAUAUUUAUCGAUUCAAGCUUCUUCGGUAGAAAGUGAAAGACUUUUUUCCACAGCUGGAAACAUUGUUUCUAAUAAAAGAACAAAAUUAAAGCCAGAGCACGUUACGCAGUUAUCUCUUAUAGCCGCUAAUAUGCGUAAAGCAAAAUGAAACUGUGAUUUCGGUAUUGCUCGGUCGACGGGAAUUUCUCAAAAUGAAUUUUUGAAUUUCUUAAAACAAAGUACUUCCCUCAAUAAAAACUUACAAAUAGGCAGAGUAUUUUCUUC
Molecule: messenger RNA, 1243 nt
Organism: Leptopilina heterotoma
Lineage: Eukaryota; Metazoa; Arthropoda; Insecta; Hymenoptera; Figitidae
Product: E3 SUMO-protein ligase ZBED1-like
Exons: 3
Coding region: 294-932 (212 amino acids)
Source: RefSeq, a predicted model, not a curated record